This is a messenger RNA of Ostrea edulis (European flat oyster), 2024 nucleotides long. Its product is annotated as endonuclease 8-like 3. Bases 232 to 1887 code for a protein of 551 amino acids. Gene Ontology annotation, biological process: base-excision repair. The transcript has 10 exons. Gene Ontology annotation, molecular function: DNA-(apurinic or apyrimidinic site) endonuclease activity; zinc ion binding; damaged DNA binding. Lineage: Eukaryota; Metazoa; Mollusca; Bivalvia; Ostreida; Ostreidae. Gene Ontology annotation, cellular component: nucleus. The record is from RefSeq and is a predicted model, not a curated record.
AUUAAAACUGAACUAAAUGGGAUGGAUGGGUUUUGUAACAACUAUAAGCGCCCCCGCUAGACCUUGGUUGAUAUCUGAGGUCGAGAUCGACUUACAAAUGUACACACAAUGUGAAGUCGGGAUCGGAAAUUCGAAUUUUGGGAAUAUCGCGGGAAACUUUCAUAACAUUUUGAGUGUUCACGUCAUCUAGAUUUCGAUACUAAGAUAGUAGAUUGAGGUAGAACCAACAAAAUGGUAGAGGGUCCAGGAUGUAAAAUCAAAGGCGAAAAAAUAAAAUCCAAACUUCUGAACCAGACUGUUAAAACCGUGUCAGGAAAUGCUGUCAAUAGGGAGAAAAAGCCAAAGAAAGGCAUCACAUCUUCUCAGUUUGAUGUCGUGGUUGGCCGGUCACUGACAAGUGUGCAAAGCCUGGGAAAGGAGCUGUUCAUGUAUUUUGGGGAUGUCUGUUUAAGAAUUCAUUUUUUAAUGGCUGGGUCAUUUCGUGUAAAUGGGCAAGCCCUGGAUAAGGACUAUGGGAAAUUGACUGAAACACCAUCCCUGAAAGUGGAGUUCUCUAAAGACGUUCUGACAUUUUACAAGUCUGCUGUUCAAAUCAGAGAGUCUGGGUCGUGCAGUAUGAGGUAUGCAGAUCUUCAUGAACUUGACAUUUGCUCCCCAGUCUUUAACCAUCAAAGGGCUGUUGCUAUGGUUAUGGAGCAGUCUAAUCGCCAGGUUUGUGAUGUUCUGCUGGAUCAGACCAUUCUACCCGGCGUCGGAAAUAUCAUCAAAAACGAGGCGCUGUUUGACAGUGGUAUCAAGCCAAGUUCUAAGGUUCAGGAACUUUCAAAAGAUCUUGUUUCGCAUCUGGUGAAAAUGACCAGGGAUUUCUCCCUCAUCUUCUACAAGUGUAGAAAGACAGGCAGCAAUUUAAAUCAGUAUAUGAAGAUUUACAACAAGCGGAAAUGUGGACAGUGUGAAGGAAAAGUGACCAUAACUCGGACAGGAGAGGACAGUGAGAGAGUGACCUACUACUGCCCAGACUGUCAGACCAACACACUGAAGUCGACAAUCAAAGUUCAUCCAUGUAAAAACAGUCUUUUGGGAUGGGUCCAAUCAGGCAGGCAGAAUGCUGUUGGGAAACAUCCUAUUGAGGAAACAGAGUGGGCGUGUCCAAUCUGUACACUGAUAAACAAAGGGACACACCUCCGAUGCCAGGCAUGCCUCACAGAUAGAGAGGAAACUCAUUCAGUAGGCACAGCUGAAACAGGUUUGAAAAGACAAUCUACGGAUUCCUCGGAACAGAUUUCAAAGAGGUUAAAAGGAAGUGAAGAUGUGUGUGGGAUCAUUUCUGUAACAAACAAUAAGAUUUGUGAUACUGGACAAUCUCCCGCUGUGAAUUUGGAUGCAAAAAGUACAGGAAAAACAGCAUCUCCUUGGUUUAAGCAAGGAACCUUUCAAAAAACUAUAUCAUUAAAUGAAAUGAACAAACCGCAGGAACCACGAAAUGUAAACAAAAUCAUUACCAGGACCAAAUACAAUAAUGUGAAGGACUGUAAAGCAUCAGUCCCUCGGGGAAUGACAUCACAGUCGGAAGGAGUGGUUGCCACGGUUACCAGUAAAAUCCCACGGUGUCCUGUCCAUUGUAAGCCAUGCACCAUGAAGCAGACACGAAAAAAAGGAGACAAUUACCUCCGAUGGUUCUUCACUUGUGGAGUCAGUCCCAGGACUAACCAGUGCAAAUUCUUCAAGUGGGCUGAUGAGAGUUUCCCAAUUUGCCCUAAUCAUGGCAAACCAGCUGCUUUCAGAACUGUGAUGAAGGAGGGUCCCAACAAUGGAAGAAAAUUCUUUGCUUGUCCUCUUCCAAAACAGAAGCAGUGUGGAUUUUUUGAAUGGGCUGAAGGUUUCUGAUAGACAAAAAAAAAACCCACAGGGAAAGGAACUUGCAUAUAUUACAGUGUUGUGUAUAUUAUUUCUGAUGACAUUUAUUUGUGAUUAAGGAGGUACGUACAAAAAAAAUUUGGAAGUGUUGUAUAAAUUUUACUUUA